GUGCGUCAGGGCUCACUGCGCCUUGGGCUGUUACGUAGCAUCUUGCCAUUGACCGCAAUUCUUAUACAGACAUGUCGCUCGGUCCAUGAACCUCUGUUUUAUAAUUACGUUCAAGCGCAUUGCAGUAUACAGUGCAUUACACUCAUUACCGCCAUUUUCGCGAUUCCAGUGUCCUUACAUUUCCUAGACGAAGUACCUCAACACUUAACAUGGGCUCCCUCCACGACUCCCGCAUACACAAGUGGUUCGCGACCUCGCCUCCAGUGGCAUGGACAGUCAGACAGUUACGGGAGCUCCUCAUUGGGUCUCUUAAGCAGGGUCCUAUCCCACAGCAUGUUGCGUUCGUUAUGGACGGGAACAGGCGGUUUGCGCGGAAUCACCACAUUGAGACUGUAGAAGGGCAUAACUUGGGGUUUGAGUCGCUGGCACGAAUAUUGGAAGUCUGCUACAAGACUGGCGUCAAGGUCGUGACUAUUUACGCAUUCAGCAUAGAGAACUUCAAGCGCUCGAAACACGAGGUCGAUGCGCUGAUGUCCAUGGCGAAGGUCAAGCUCCAGCAAUUGGCUGAGCAUGGGGCUCUCCUAGAUCGAUACGGCGCAUCUGUUCGAGUACUAGGCCAGCGUGAACUCAUCAGUCCGGAUGUCCUCCAAGCUGUUGACAAGGCCGUUGCAAUGACUGCACACAACAAGAAAGCUGUACUGAACGUUUGCUUCCCCUACACAUCGCGCCACGAAAUCACAACCGCUGUCAUGAAGACCGUCGAGACGUAUUCCACCCCAAUACACAACCUUCCAACACCUUCGAAACGCACAUUCUCUGAGUCGCAUAUUGCCCAAACCAUCCGGAAACAAAUGCUCGAGGAGGACACGGAAAGCAGAGUUGAGCAGCCCGAGUCGCGAUCGGCUUCACCCUCGCCGAAAGCAACGGCGCAGGCUGAGGAUGAGCGAUCCUCAUCAACCUCAACAGCGAUCAACCCACCCGAAAAGGACGAAUCGCAAGAGCCUACGUUCCUAGACCCGGAGACAAUCGGUGCUCAGACCCUGAACGACCACAUGAUGACAGCUGACGCCCCACCACUCGAUCUGUUAGUUCGUACUUCUGGUGUUGAGCGGCUGAGCGACUUCAUGCUGUGGCAGUGCCAUGAGAACACUUCCAUUGUGUUUCUCAAGUGUCUUUGGCCUGAAUUUGAUCUGUGGCAGUUCCUGCCUGUGCUGGUUGAAUGGCAAUGGCAGCAGAAGAAGCUGCGCGAGGAGCAACAAAGAAGUCGCGGACGGUCAAAAUCAGACUGAAAAUAGGCUGAGACACGGAAGUGUUGGAGGAACACAGAGUUUUCUUAGAGUAGAUCAGAAGUUUGAGCGAGCAUCGACGAUACCCAGAACAAGCAUGCCCAUUCAUAGCAACCAGAGAUCAUUUCACAGCAUACUAGCGUGCAUCGCAUUUGAGAGAUCG
Cucurbitaria berberidis CBS 394.84 is the source of this 1449-nucleotide messenger RNA. Its product is annotated as undecaprenyl diphosphate synthase family protein-like protein. Gene Ontology annotation, cellular component: dehydrodolichyl diphosphate synthase complex; endoplasmic reticulum; membrane. The transcript is spliced from 3 exons. The record is from RefSeq and is a predicted model, not a curated record. Gene Ontology annotation, molecular function: ditrans,polycis-polyprenyl diphosphate synthase [(2E,6E)-farnesyl diphosphate specific] activity. The coding region runs from base 210 to 1289 and encodes 359 amino acids. NCBI's taxonomy places the organism in Eukaryota, Fungi, Ascomycota, Dothideomycetes, Pleosporales, Cucurbitariaceae.